Messenger RNA from Limulus polyphemus (Atlantic horseshoe crab), 511 nucleotides. Its product is annotated as glucagon receptor-like. Gene Ontology annotation, molecular function: peptide hormone binding; G protein-coupled peptide receptor activity. Gene Ontology annotation, biological process: cell surface receptor signaling pathway; adenylate cyclase-modulating G protein-coupled receptor signaling pathway. Gene Ontology annotation, cellular component: plasma membrane. The record is from RefSeq and is a predicted model, not a curated record. Bases 11 to 511 code for a protein of 166 amino acids. The transcript is spliced from 6 exons. Lineage: Eukaryota; Metazoa; Arthropoda; Merostomata; Xiphosura; Limulidae.
UUGGAUCCUCAUGGAAGGACUUUACCUUCACAAUCUUAUAUUUUUGGCUAUGUUUACUGAUAACAAUGGUAUCUCCAUGUACGUCAUAAUGGGCUGGGGUCUUCCGCUUUUGUUCAUUAUUCCAUGGGUUGUAGUACGUGCACUGCUGGAAGACACGCUGUGUUGGACAACGAAUGACAAUCCUGGGUAUUUCUGGAUCAUCCGGGCACCUAUCACAACGACAAUUAUUGUCAACUUCGUAUUUUUUGUGAACAUCACUCGUGUCUUGUUUCUGAAAAUCUUUGUGACGCUAAGAUCUCAGCCCAACAGAUACGGAUACCGGAGGUGGUUCCGGUCAACCUUGGUGCUGGUUCCACUGUUUGGUGUCCAUUAUGCUGUAUUGCUAGGGAUGUCCUUUUCUGCUGAUGUCAACAGGACUGUGGAAUUGAUCUGGCUCUACAUCGAUAUACUGUUUUCUUCAUUCCAGUUGGACAAAAUGGCGCAAGUUAAAACUCCUCUUUUAUACCUUUGA